AUGAAGUUCUUCCUUCCUUGUAUUCUUGUACUAUCGGCCGUUGCUGCCCUUCCCACCGAGAAAGUUAAACCAGAACCAAAAAAGGUUGAAGCACACCCAGACCCUAGACCUAACGUCCAGGUAGCCCUACUAGGCCAGACAUGUGAUCUGACCAAACACAUCUAUUGCGCUCCCGACCUCUCCUGCUUCCUCAUUGCACAACAAACUGGCACCGAUAAAAAUUCUCACCAGGGUAUAUGCAUUGAUGUGACAAAGGAAGUCAACAAUAGGCAACAUCCGGAAUUCGUGGACGAUCUUUUGCGCGAUACCAUCGGCUGGUCGCCAAACAGGUCGAAGAAGGGCAGUACUGAUACUGAUAUCCCUGCUGGCCGCCGUUAA
This is a messenger RNA of Orbilia oligospora ATCC 24927, 378 nucleotides long. RefSeq lists its product as uncharacterized. The record is from RefSeq and is a predicted model, not a curated record. Lineage: Eukaryota; Fungi; Ascomycota; Orbiliomycetes; Orbiliales; Orbiliaceae. The coding region runs from base 1 to 378 and encodes 125 amino acids. The transcript has 3 exons.